Messenger RNA from Symbiodinium sp. CCMP2456, 325 nucleotides. Lineage: Eukaryota; Dinophyceae; Suessiales; Symbiodiniaceae. The record is from the annotation of a GenBank genome assembly.
GAAUGGGACGCUCCAGCUCAUCCGCGGCUCCCACAGGAGGUCCGACCUUUAUCAGCACUUCCUGUCACCAGAUGGGGCUUUGGCUCCCUUCAUCCCGGAGGAGACCUUACCCAUGGGUGAGCGUGUGCUGGCCCUGCUGAAUCCUGGAGAUGCAGUUUUCUUUUCCCAGCGCACAGUCCACGGCGGCUGUGGGCCGAACCUCUCGCAGUCCGUCCGCUGGGCCGUUGACCUAAGGUGGCAAAGCCACGGGGAUCCCAAUUUUCUCACGGGGCGCAAAGACACCGUGAAGCUGUGGGAUGCCGAGACGGGGCCCGAAGCAGUUGAU